AUGAGGAGGAGAAACCCCAUCAGGAAGAAGCUGAGCAAACAUCAGAGAAUCCACACUGGGGAGAAGCCCUACAGAUGCACUGUGUGUGGGAAAAGCUUCAAUCAGAGCUCCAACCUUAUCACACAUCGUAGAAUCCACACAGGAGAGAGACCGUACACGUGCUCUGAGGGUGGGAAAAGCGUCAGUCACAUCUCUGCCCUGAUCACACAUCAGAGAAUCCACAGCGGGGAGAAGCCCUACACAUGCUCAGAGUGCGGGAAAAGCUUUAGUCGGAACUCACACCUAAUCAGACAUCAGAGAAUCCACACUGGGGAGAAGCCCUACAGAUGCACUGAGUGUGGGAAAAGCUUCAAUCGGCGCUCCAACCUUAUCACACAUCGUAGAAUCCACACAGGGCAGACACCGUACACGUGCUCUGAGUGCGGGAAAAGCUUCAGUUGCAGCUCACACCUUUUCAGACAUGAGAGAAUCCACACAAGGGAGAUGCCCUACACGUGCUCUGAGUGUGGGAAAAGCUUCAAUCAGAGCUCUGCUCUGAUCUCACAUCAUAGAAUCCACACAGGAGAGAUGCCCUACACAUGUUCUGAGUGCGGGAAAAGCGUCAGUCACAUCUCUGCCCUGAUCACACAUCAGAGAAUCCACACCGGGGAGAAGCCUUAUACAUGCACUGCGUGUGGGAAAAGCUUUAGUCGGAACUCACACCUUAUCAGACAUCAGAGAAUCCACACUGGGGAGAAGCCCUACAGAUGCACUGAGUGUGGAAAAAGCUUCAAUCGGAGCUCCAACCUUAUCACACAUCGUAGAAUCCACACCAGGCAGACACCGUACACGUGCUCUGAGUGCGGGAAAAGCUUCCGUUGCAGCUCACACCUUUUCAGACAUGAGAGAAUCCACACAGGGGAGAUGCCCUACACGUGCUCUGAGUGUGGGAAAAGCUUCAAUCAGAGCUCUGCUCUGAUCUCACAUCGUAGAAUCCACACAGGAGAGAUGCCCUACACAUGUUCUGAGUGCGGGAAAAGCGUCAGUCACAUCUCUGCCCUGAUCACACAUCAGAGAAUCCACACCGGGGAGAAGCCUUAUACGUGCACUGCGUGUGGGAAAAGCUUUAGUCGGAACUCACACCUUAUCAGACAUCAGAGAAUCCACACUGGGGAGAAGCCCUACAGAUGCACUGAGUGUGGGAAAAGCUUUAAUCGGCGCUCCAACCUUAUCACACAUCGUAGAAUCCACACAGGGCAGACACCAUACACGUGCUCUGAGUGCGGGAAAAGCUUCAGUUGCAGCUCACACCUUUUCAGACAUGAGAGAAUCCACACAAGGGAGAUGCCCUACACGUGCUCUGAGUGUGGGAAAAGCUUCAAUCAGAGCUCUGCUCUGAUCUCACAUCAUAGAAUCCACACAGGAGAGAUGCCCUACACAUGUUCUGAGUGCGGGAAAAGCGUCAGUCACAUCUCUGCCCUGAUCACACAUCAGAGAAUCCACACCGGGGAGAAGCCUUAUACGUGCACUGUGUGUGGGAAAAGCUUUAGUCGGAACUCACACCUUAUCAGACAUCAGAGAAUCCACACUGGGGAGAAGCCCUACAGAUGCACUGAGUGUGGGAAAAGCUUCAAUCAGAGCUCCAACCUUAUCACACAUCAGAGAAUCCACACCGGGGAGAAGCCUUAUACAUGCUCAGAGUGUGGGAAAAGCUUUAGUCGGAACUCACACCUCAUCAGACAUCAGAGAAUCCACACUGGGGAGAAGCCCUACACAUGCACUGAGUGUGGGAAAAGCUUCAAUCAAAGCUCCAACCUUAUCACACAUCAGCGAAUCCACACAGGGGAGACACCCGUACACCAUACACGUGCGCUGAGUGUGGGAAGAGCUUCAAGCACAGUUCAAACGUUGUCUCACAUAGGAGAAUCCACAUGGGAGAGAAACCUUUCACAUGCUCUGAGUGUGGGAAAAGCUUCAGUCAGCGCUCAAGCCUUAUUAGACAUCAGAAAAUCCACAUGAUAGAGAAUUGUAAUAAAUCCCUUGACUAGGGCUGGCCAAAAAAUGGAAAAAAAAAUCACAUUUGCUAAUUUCCACAUAAUGAUUUUUGCACCGUCUUCACCGUGGUCUCUCAGCUCCGCCUGAUAAGUUGCCUGCUUCUGCCUUUUGCAGCUCA
Molecule: messenger RNA, 2152 nt
Organism: Mauremys reevesii (Reeves's turtle)
Lineage: Eukaryota; Metazoa; Chordata; Testudines; Geoemydidae
Product: zinc finger protein 850-like
Exons: 3
Coding region: 1-1998 (665 amino acids)
Source: RefSeq, a predicted model, not a curated record